AUGUCACGGAACUUGGAUGUGAUAUCCCGGCUCGAGGAAGAGCUUGAGACGCAGCCGCUCGACGUGCCCAAGUGGGAGCGGCUCCUCGCCGCGGUGAAGACCAAGGACAAGGAGGAGCUCGUGUCGCGGGUGUUUGAGCGCUAUUUGGACUUGUUCAAGCUGGACGGGAAGCAGUGGUGUGCCUACAUCAACUACGAACUUGCUCGUGGUGAGUUUCUGAAGGUAGAGCAGCUUUUCCAGCGGUGUUUGCCCGAGGUGGCCCUGGUGGACGUUCUCCGACUCUACGUGCUGUACGUGCGCCGAGUCAACGACGUCAUCACUGGCGGCGACAAGGCGCGGCGGGUGGUGGUGCUGGCGUUUGAAUUCGCCGUCAAACUGGUGGGCAUCGACACCCAUCUGGGCGAGUUGUGGCAGGAAUACAUCGAGUUCUUGCAGCUGUGGACGCCGACGGCGCUGUGGGAACAGCAGCAGAAGGUCGACAACAUCCGUAAGGUGUACCGCCGCAUGCUUGCCAUCCCCACCACCAAUAUUGAGCAGUUGUGGGUGCAAUACCUGAAAUGGGAAUCGAUGGUGAACCAACCGACGGCGUCGAAGUUUGUCAGCGACCGGCUGGCGGAAUACAUGGCGGCGCGGCUGUGGAAGACCGAAUGGCUGAACCUUACUGGCGACGCCCUCGAGCGCAGCUUGGUGCCUUACCUGCUACAUAGUGACAAAAAAGACUGGAUAAAAGCUCAGCUAGAUCUCUGGCGGCGGUGGGUGGAGUUCGAACGGAAAAACACGUUGGAGCUCAAGGACUCGGUCCAGCUCAACGCCCGUAUCGAGUACUGCCUCCGCCAGGCCACCCAGGCCCUUGUGUUUGUACCCCCAGUAUGGUUCCACUACGCUAAAUGGUUCGCUAGCAAUAAUGACGAUCAACAGGCGAAAGCCAUUCUCGUGCAAGCCACUAGACUCAACCCUAAGCUGAUGUUGUUAAACUUCCAGCUUGCCGAAGCCCACGAAAAGGACGGCAAUUUUGACGCGGCUAAGCAGGUGUACGAGCGCUUGAUCAAGGCGUUCAAUGACGAUUAUAAUACCGUCAACGAAAAGGUGUUGGACAUCGAGAAGAAACUCGCGCCUACGGAACAGGGCGAACCUCCCAAACCUUUGUCUAGAGACGAGCGUGACGAACUCACUCGCCGACGCCAGCGGCGGGAAAAGCUCAAGCGGGAACAGAUGCUUGUGUGGUGUAAAUACAUGACCGCCACUAAGCGGCUGGCAGGAAUCAAAGAGGCCCGUUCAGUGUUCAAGCAGGGGAGAAAGGAGUUUGCUGAUAUUGGCCCGGAAUUCUACGUGGAAAACGCUCUUUUGGAACACUACAAUGACAACUCCAAAAUCGCCAUCAAGGUGUUUGACUUGGGCCUCAAGCAAUUCCCCAACCACGGCAAGUUCUUAUUGGCAUAUUUGCACUAUCUCAUCCAGACAAAUGAUGUGGAUAACAUUCGCAAGCUUAUCCAGCUGGCAGACCUGACGCUUUCCAAGGAAAUCACCCAGUUGACGGAGCUGCUCACUGCUCCUGAGAUUGCUAAGGAUGUUGCUGAUGAAACUAUGCGUCAAAUCAAGGACCGCAGAACCUGGCUUAAGCGUCUUCUCAAGACCUAUAUCCGCUACGCUCAUCAAUACUUGCUGAUGGAUGUCGCCGACUCGUUCAUCACAAAGUACGAACAGCUUUUCCCCGACGAGGACUCCAUCGACUUAUUCACUGACCGCUACAGAGAUGACGGCGUCAAUCUCAUUGUCGAAGAGGAGCUUGACACCAGUGACGAUGAGGACGAGUUUGUUGCCAAGCGACGCAAGCCUGCUAAGGAAGCGCAGGCCACUAACAACGGCAGUGCUAACAACCGUGGUGGGCGCAACAGACGCCGCAAUGACGGUCCCAACCUCCCCCCUCCUCCUCGAGGAUUGACGAGUGCCCCGAGAGAAGAAGAGCCCGAAGAGGACUCGUUUGUCAAACCCAGUGUUGUCAAGCUUCUCAAACAACUACCCAGUGCCCUGUAUUUCGGUGAAGGGCCUUACGAUGCCAGUCGGUUGGUGCAAAUGGUAGCCAACCUCCCUAAUGUAAAUACGAGCAAAUGA
This is a messenger RNA of Diutina rugosa, 2112 nucleotides long. RefSeq names its product cleavage polyadenylation factor subunit. The transcript has a single exon. Gene Ontology annotation, cellular component: nucleus. Gene Ontology annotation, molecular function: mRNA binding; protein binding. Gene Ontology annotation, biological process: mRNA 3'-end processing. Bases 1 to 2112 code for a protein of 703 amino acids. Lineage: Eukaryota; Fungi; Ascomycota; Pichiomycetes; Serinales; Debaryomycetaceae. The record is from RefSeq and is a predicted model, not a curated record.